CUGGGUAUCGAUUACUGCCCAGAAUACACUUACAUAUAUAUAAACUGGGCCUAGCUACGUGUGGAAAAAUAUCGGAGAGAGCAAUACAAAACGUAUUGUUCUUCCCCAAACAGGAAGGCUUUUCUUCGUUUUCCAGAAAGUUUUCAGUGCAGUGCACACUCGAAUAAAGCUCGAACACGGGGAAAAUGCCACGUAUAUUCGAAGUUGCUGCUCCGGUGGGACUGCUCCUGCUUAUCGGGAUGUUAGGUGUGGACGGCCUUGUGAAAGAGGGGGAUUACCAAAACUCCAAUUACCAACAGAAUCUCGAGUCGAACUCCGCAACAGGCGCAACGGCUUCCUUUCCAUUCCUGAUGCCCAACGUUUCUCCCCAAACCCCCGAUCUGUACUUGUGCACGCCAAUCAAGGUCGACCCAACUACCACCUACUAUAUUGUUGGCUUCAAUCCCAAUGCUACGAUGAACACGGCCCACCAUAUGCUGCUCUACGGAUGCGGAGAGCCCGGAACCUCGAAGACCACCUGGAACUGUGGCGAGAUGAACCGAGCUUCCGAAGAAGAGUCUGCCAGUCCUUGCGGACCCCACUCCCAUUCCCAGAUCAUAUACGCUUGGGCCAGAGACGCUCAAAAGUUGAAUCUGCCCGAGGGGGUGGGUUUCAAGGUGGGCAAGAACUCGCCCACCAAGUACCUGGUACUGCAAGUUCACUAUGCCCACAUUGACAAGUUCAAAGAUGGCUCCACUGAUGAUUCUGGAGUGUUCCUCGAUUACUCAGAAGAGCCUCGUAAAAAGCUGGCUGGAACUCUGCUGCUGGGCACAGACGGACAGAUUCCGGCCAUGAAGACGGAGCACAUGGAAACGGCUUGCGAGGUGAACGAGCAGAAGGUCCUGCAUCCUUUCGCGUACCGGGUGCACACCCACGGUCUGGGUAAGGUGGUUUCUGGCUACCGGGUGAGGACAAACAGCGAUGGAGAACAGGAGUGGCUGCAGCUCGGCAAAAGAGAUCCCCUCACGCCCCAGAUGUUCUACAACAUCACCAAUAAGGACCCCAUAAUCGAGGGAGACAAGAUCGCUGUGAGGUGUACUAUGAAGAGUACCCGCCAUCGGAUAACCAAAAUAGGUCCCACGAACGAGGACGAGAUGUGCAACUUCUAUCUCAUGUACUACGUGGAUCAUGGAGAGACUCUCAACAUGAAAUUCUGCUUCAGCCAGGGCGCCCCCUACUACUACUGGUCCAAUCCCGACUCCGACCUACACAAUAUCCCACAUAUCGAGGCGAGCACCUUGUAAUCCGCCUAGAUCGCCUAGAGCCAGAAAAUCAGCUGCGGAAAGAGAAACGAAUGUAUACUACCUUAUUGUCGGCAUUAUUUUAUCGUGUACAACAACUAAUGAUGGUUUAGCCUCAUUCUGUGUCCCGUUCUGUUGGCCACCAAUGAUUUAUGUGAAAUAUUUGUGCGUGUAAAUAAACAUAUGUAGAUAAUUCGCGAGAA
Molecule: messenger RNA, 1483 nt
Organism: Drosophila erecta
Lineage: Eukaryota; Metazoa; Arthropoda; Insecta; Diptera; Drosophilidae
Gene: Phm
Product: peptidylglycine alpha-hydroxylating monooxygenase
Exons: 8
Coding region: 186-1283 (365 amino acids)
Biological process (GO): peptide metabolic process
Cellular component (GO): membrane; extracellular region
Molecular function (GO): copper ion binding; oxidoreductase activity, acting on paired donors, with incorporation or reduction of molecular oxygen, reduced ascorbate as one donor, and incorporation of one atom of oxygen
Source: RefSeq, a predicted model, not a curated record